UUCGACCCAGGAAGAUACAGUGGAACACCUUCUUCACUGCCCUCGAUUUCAUUCUAUGUAUCUUCUAUGUAUUUCAUUCAUUUCAGCGCUAUGUAUCUUACAGCGCUCGCGUCAGACUAGAGAGUGCCGUUCGUAGGCUGAAUAUUCCCCGCCUCACAGUUGCCGUUCUCCUUGACGGGGCAGGUGCGAGAGACGAAGACGUCCGUCAUGACAUCCUUCGCCAUACCUUCCGCUUCAUCCGUCAUGUCCGUGGCCUGAAGAGACUAUAAAAUAUGUAGCCUGACGACAUUGUAGGAUCUAUGGCCUGAAGGGACUAUAGGGACCCCAUCCCUCCGCUAUUUCCCGGUAUCGGGCAGCCGGGGCGCAUCCGAUCCCACGAUCGUCGUCGCCCCUAAGUCAACACCACAACAUCAUAACAAACAGCAAGUUGCUCGAGACAGGCUACAGUCUCGUCCGUAGGUUGGAGACAGGCUACAGUCUCGUCCGUAGGUUGGAGACAGGCUACAGUCUCGUCCUUCAUCAGCAAGCUGUUCCAAGUGUGAAUCCUAAAUAUUUAGAAGUUUUAUGUAAAGAAUUUCAAGAAUCUAAAAUUUACAAUCUAGAGAGCAGUGAUGGAAGAUAAGAUAUUGAGAGAUAUUGUUCAAUUGCUACAAGAUGUACAAUGGUUGUAUAACUUUCCUGUAACUCAGGUUUUCACUAGAAAUGUGUUUUCAAAAAUGCCAGAUGAAUGGAAAGAAGCGCUGUCUGAACUUCCACUUGAGGUUCUAAAUGGCAUUCCCCAGUUUAAAAGUCAGGUACACUGGCCAUCUUCCCUUAAGUCAUUUUUGGAAUCAUGUGAGAGACUUUCCUUGCAACAUCUGGCUGUUCAUCACCAUAGGCAGUCCAUGGCAAUAUUGGGCUCCCAGAAUGUGCAGCUGCCACAGAAAUUUACACAUGGAAUGUCUGUGAAAAAGAAACACGAAGUCACAUCUCUCUUGAGUUUAAUGAAACGACUUUCAGAGAUUACUCAAAGUGUUCACGUCCUUGAUAUUGGAAGUGGCAUAGGAUAUAUGGACACACUUCUUCACUGCAUGCUCAAGCUUACUAUCAUUGGGGCUGAAAGUGAUAAUAAGAAUGUAAGAAGUGCAAAUAAGAGACAGAGGGAACUCUUGGGCAAGUGUAGAGGUGUCCGGCACAUGACGUGGACUCUGGCAGAUGAUACCUUGACCAUUCGUAAAGCCAAGGAAGUGCUAUUAGAGUUGAUUCACCGAAAUGAUAUGUGUACGUGUCAGCUUAAGAGGCAGUGUAUAACACCUGGUAACAUGAGUAAAAAUCCAUCAGUAGUUGUUGGUAAUGAAUGUGAAACCAAUGCAUCAGCGGACAGUGGUGAUCAGGCAGAAACAGCUGAAGGUAGUGUUCAUGCAGAGACAGGCAAAGGUCAUAAAGAAACAGCUGAAGGUGACAGUCAGGCAGAGAUAGCCAAAGGUGAUGAUCAUGCAGAGACGGCCAAAGGUGACACUAAUGCAGAGAUAGCCAAAGAUGAUGAUCACUCAGAGACAGCUGAAGGUGACAGUCGUGCGGAGACUGUUGAAGGUGACAGUCAUGCGGAGACUGCUGAAGGUGACAGUCAUGCAGAAACAGCUGAAGUUGAUGAUCAUGUAGAGGCUCUGGCUCAUGCAUUAGAUGGUUAUCCUCCCAAAUCUGCCAUACUCUUUGGCCUUCAUGCAUGUGCUGAUCUCUCCCCAAUCAUGAUCAAAAUAUUUAAAGAUUGUCCUGAAGCCUCUUCACUUGUAUUGCUGUCAUGUUGUUACCAUAAGAUGCAGCUGUUCAAGAAGGACAAAAUGAUGCAACUGCCCAAGAAGAACAAGAUGCAGUUGCUCAAGAAGAACAAGAGGCAGUUGCUCAAAGGGAAUAAGAAGCAGUUACUUAAGGAGGACAAGAAGGAGUUACUCAAUGAGAACACAGCUAAACAGAGUGAUGACAUAAAUUCCCCUAGAAAUUACAAUACUGAAAUGUCUUGCUCAAAUGCCAGUGGAAAUUAUGAAGACUCUGAUGAGAGCAGGAAUGUUAAACAGCAGUUUAAACAAUUAGGUUUUGAAGAAACAGAGAACAAAUUUACUGAUGAUAAUGGAGAAGAUUUUAUCAAUUUUCCCAUGAGCACAGCUUUAAAAAAUAUUCUUAGGGAAAAUGAGUUUCAAAUGUCAGUGUUUGGUUUGCGACUUGCAGCGCAGGAAUCAGGGCUACGAUGGAUUCACCAAACGGAGGAAAAUCAUGAAAAUCACAAGAGAAAUGUUGUGUAUAGAGCACUUCUUGAAGCCUUCUGUAUCAGAGAGGGCUUCACUUUGAGAAAACUCCGUCGUCGUUGUGUAAGGAAAUAUCAAUUUAUAGACUUUAGUGAUUAUAUUAAAAAUGUUACUAUGAAUUAUGAAUUUCUACCAUCAAAAGACAAUGUGCAUAUAGCAAGAUCGAAUAAAAGUAAAAAUUGUAGUAAAGAUGAUAUAUUAGUCAUACAAGGUAAGGAAAAUAGUCAUAAAGCUGUAAUGGGAGAAAACCUGCCCGAGACUACUGAGCCCUCGCCAUGUCAAAGUCAUGAGACAUUAGAGACACCGACCAUAACGCAAGACUAUAUCAAAUGUGCGUUAGAACAAUGUUAUGAGGACUACCACCACUUAUUUCCAUUGAUUGAGCCGCUCACUGGCCUGCAGUUGGCCUUACAGUCGGUGUUGGAGGCAUUAGUGCACGUAGACCGUCUAGUUUACCUGAAAGAGAGCGGAUUUGCAAAUGUGUGGAUGGAGGAGGUGUUUGAUGCCGAAAUGUCUCCCAGAAAUAUUGCUUUGGUUGCUGUCAGGUAA
Molecule: messenger RNA, 2831 nt
Organism: Procambarus clarkii (red swamp crayfish)
Lineage: Eukaryota; Metazoa; Arthropoda; Malacostraca; Decapoda; Cambaridae
Source: RefSeq, a predicted model, not a curated record